AUGCAUCGAAAGAGUAUUAGUACUGACUAUAGAAACUAUCCCUAUGUACCGCCAAUUUAUACGCUACCUUCGCGACCAUCUCGUCAAAACUACGAUCCGAUACAACAUACAGAACAAGUACUCUAUUCUCAUUCGACAUUGAAUUCAGCCGAUGCUCAACGCCAAAUUCAACCUUUGCCAGCGAUUCCUGACGCAUCCGAUCCGUUGACAGUUUUCGAUGAUCGACAACCACGUGCACGUCUUCGAUCAAAUACGAGCUCACUUUCGUCAGGAUAUAUUCCACCGAACCCUUUACAACGUUCAUCCGUAAGUGAUUCACGUCUUGCAACGGCCAAUGCUAUGCGUGAACGAUUAUUAACCGACAUUCAAGAUAAUAUCAUGGAAAUCGAACGAGAACUUUCGACAUUGGAAGUACGACCAACAAUCGCGAAUUACAUUCCACCACAUCAUUCGGCCAUGAGUCAGAAAAGUGUACAACAGAAACGUGGUCAUCUUCACAUUUGUAAAAAUUGCCAGACAAGUAUUGACGAACGAUCCGAUUCAUCGAUUGAAGAGGAAGAAGAAUCUGAGAAACGCCGUAAAUCUAAGAAAAAAGUCUAUCAAGUUAUUCCGAAGACAGCCAGUCCACCGGGAAAAACGUUAAAACGUUCGACAACGAAACUAAUUGAGCCGCAGGCCUACAUUGGUCAAUACCAUUACGGAGCUGAGAUUGGCGAAAGUGAAAUAACAGGCGAUGUACCGGAAAAUGUGACAUUCGAAUCUAUAAUCGAACAGAUUCCUGAGUUCAAAUACGAAGCAUUAUCAACCGAACAAUUUCUUCGUACCCAACCACCUUUACCGUUGAAUCGUGCAUUGAUCUUUGCUGUAAUGUAUGGUGAUAAAGAGAACGUGGGCGAUAACGAAUCUGCCGAUGACUUUCGUCGAAAGAAACCAACGACAAUGAAAGCUGAAGAAUUGCUCGUUGCUCCUCUGUCGGAUAUCGAAUCUACAGAUAAAAUAAUUACACAAAACUUUGAAGCGUUAAUUAAAACUGCACCUGAACCACCAAACAUUGGCGAACCGCCGGAUCCAUCCGAGCUAAAUGAGGAUGAAAUCAUGCGAACUAUGUUUUCCAAACCGCUGAAACACAAUCGUCUUUCCACAAGAACUUCAGAAUCAUUGUCAGGUGCACCAGCAGGCCAUAAAAGUUCGGAUAAGAAUGGUCCGAGUGGUAAAGGUUACUUUUUUAGUGAUUUUGGAAACGAAGGUGAUGUUGAAGGCGAAGAAGAUCUCAUUUCUCUUGAUCUCAGUAAUUUCGCAGUACCAGUCUCGUCCGAAAUGGUAUCCGAUGAAAACGCACUAGGGCGGCCGUUUGCAACAUCUUUACCGAAUCCCCAUGGUAAACAACAAGUUAUCCAAAACGAACACGAUAAAGAUGCCGAAAAUAAGAAGCACGGCGCAGACAAUACAGAUAAUCUGAACAAUUCCUCUACACAGCAAAUGCUAUCAAAUUCAGCAACUGAUAUAUCUAAAGGGCAAUCAACCAAGCCGAAUGAAUAUGGACUCAAUAAUCGACGUGCAUCACGAAAAAUGUCGACUGUGAACACAACGGCACCGUUACCUAAAUCGACGAAAUCAUCGUUUCAUUUCGAUUCAUCAUUAAUUGCAUUAGAACAUAAAGAACUAACUAAACCACCUGCCAAUCCGCCUGAAAAACGACCCGUUUCAGGUAGUAAGCAAUCUCGUUUGGUUCGACAACGAUCAUCUUCUCUUCGGCAAGAUUCCAAAAUUCCGCAACCGAGUACUGUCGCUCGUCAACAAUCUAUUAUUUCUCCGGAAACAAAUACUAGGCAAGGAAAACCUGGAGCACGGCGUACUUCAGUACUUCCUGUUCCGCUCAAUCAACCUGAACGUCCUAAAGAUCGAAUUUCAACAUCAAGAAGUACGACGCCCGAAAGAAGAAAUUCCAUUCCUGUGCUCGAUCAAAAUGUACUCUUUUCGUUACUGGAUAUGGUCGACUUAGAUGAGCCAUCCGUAAUCAUCGAAAUAGAUUCUAAGCCAAAUGAAGAAUCGUCGCAUGAUACACUUAGAGAUCAAACUUUGUCAAUGAACGAAGAAGAGGAUGCCCGUUGGAAAGCAAUCUCAUCAGUCGUUAUUCAAUCGGAUCAUUCCUUACACGAAGAUUUGUAUUUGCCUGAUCUAUUUGAUACAAACAUCGUAUCUACAGAAGAUAAAGAUACAUACCAAGGAUCGACAACUUCGGUUUCGACUGCCAAUCAAUUAAAUUACAAAUAUCAAACGUCACAUCUGCAUACGGAUGAUUUGACACCGAUGGAGAAUCGUCAAUCAUUAGAACAACAAUUUUGUGUUGUAUUUUGCAAUAAUACCUCUCAUCUACCAGUGAACCAAAUACCCAACUGGAGCGAUCGUCUGAGUACUUUCACUACCGACAAAAAGUUACUUUCUGAUAAGUACGCAUUUUUGAGACAAAAUGUCAACUUAUCCGAUACUUCGGACUAUCUAACUGAUAAACUAGAAAAGAGUACAGGCACACAAGCCUUAUCCGAGCAAGUAUCAUCCAUGUUACUUGGUCAACGAAAAAGUUCACUUCAUGACAAAAGUCAAUCAUACUCAUUCGAUCAAUCGAAUUCCCAAAUUUGUUAUACCAACCCGAAAUGGCAUAGCGUAUCAAAUCUAUCGAAAACUACUUCAGGCCAGCAGACAAAUACGCUACAUGAUCUUUCAGACAUCAAUUCACGUCAAGAGGAUUGUGAGAUGCCUCAUCCAACAGCUCGUCGAUAUACUGAACCUGAUGUGCGCCGUGCUUUUCCUUCAAAUGAAAAUCUUCGAAGAAAAUUGACAUCUUCAUCCGAACUCGAUCGUCGACAAAGAACCGAAGAUAAAUCAUGUUCAUCUGAACAAUAUGAUGGCUUCGAAUCGAACACACUGACGGAUAUAACACUGAGUGAUUAUUCGACAAUCUUCUUAACACAAAAUUCGAAAUUAAACGAAGAAAAUUUUAAUGACAAAUAUUCCGCUGAGUUUCGUCGUGUGAAUACACCGCCGAAUCGACCGAAAUGGAAUUCAGUCAGUAAAACACGUAGUGUUAAUUUCAUCUACAAUCCUAAAGUACCAAAUUCCAAUUCGAUUCGAAAGGGAUGGGAUUACGAACUGCGAAGGAAACGUGUGCAUAAGUUACCACCGCUUGAACAUCCGAGAGAGCAACAUGAACAUUCUCAACUCGCUAUCGAAGCACCGCCAUUUAAUGGUCGAUUAGCCAUCGAUUAUAAUUAUGACAACUCAGUGCACGAACGGUCCAAUCGAACAACGCCCUCAAGUCGACAACUUGUUUCAAUCAAUCGUUUCGCAGAACUUCAAUUAGUUUCCGAGUCUCCUCGAUCGCAACGACCUGUUCAUCAAGAAUGGUAUAAUGAUAUGAAUAGAUCACAAAGAACGGAUGUGGAACAAACAACAAACGCUUCUACUCACCGGAAAAGCACGUCAAGAGAAUUUGCACCAUUACAUCCAUUGAAUCACAAUAGUCUACUCAAUGGUACGUUACUUGAUCCUUCUAUUCGAACGAACCGAGCAACCGAACUCCGAUUAUCAAGAGAUAUGGAUGAACAUCAUCAUCACGCGCAUGAUGUGAAUCAAUCGAUGCCAUUUGAGAUUCGAGGUUUUCAGGUUAAAGGUAUGCAACUAACUACACCGGACGAUGCGAAGAUACGACCAUUAUUAAAUGUAAAUUAUCGAGCAAGUGAACGUGUGAAAACGCGUCGUAUUUAUCCAUUAGGACAUCCAUUUCAAGAAAAUCUCGUAGGUCGACGUAAUUCUCUUUUGCCUAUUGAAGAAUUUCGACAGUCAUCAUUCUCAACGUCUGUUGCUGAUUUACCACAAUCAGUUCAUGAAGAGUAG
Molecule: messenger RNA, 3894 nt
Organism: Adineta ricciae
Lineage: Eukaryota; Metazoa; Rotifera; Eurotatoria; Adinetida; Adinetidae
Source: the annotation of a GenBank genome assembly